Messenger RNA from Callorhinchus milii (elephant shark), 6521 nucleotides. It is a transcript of the gene greb1, whose product is annotated as growth regulating estrogen receptor binding 1. Gene Ontology annotation, biological process: multicellular organism development. The transcript has 36 exons. The record is from RefSeq and is a predicted model, not a curated record. Lineage: Eukaryota; Metazoa; Chordata; Chondrichthyes; Chimaeriformes; Callorhinchidae. Bases 466 to 6321 code for a protein of 1951 amino acids.
AGAACGAAUGGGAAAGGGCUGCAGCACGUCUGUCAGGGUGGGAGCCGCUUGGCUGUGCCGUGAGGAAGAGUUGAAAAUCGCUGCUGUGAGCUGUGUGUGUGAUGAGUGAGUGAGUGAGAGAGAGAGAGAGAGUGAAGCCAAGCCAAGCCAAGCCAAGCCAUGCUUUCCUCAGCUCCUGGUCAGUACAGCAGCAACUAACCCGGGCCACAGCACAGCACAACAAGAGCACAGCAGAGAGACUUGUGCCACCACUACACACCCAAACACGUCUUUUCUUUUAAAGGCAUGUGUUAGGAGGCAACACCAUAUGUGUGUGGAAGAGAUCUUCCAAUUCAAGAAUACAGAUUACAAGAGUAUGAACUGUCGGGAGGAAUAAUCAACACCAUAAUAACAAGAACUGGGACAGCUUCGAUUCUUGCUUUAAGUAAUACACAAAAUGAGAAUAACAGAAGCAAGUAUUUUAAAAUGGGAAACUCAUAUGCAGGGCAACUGAAGACAACACGUUUUGAAGAAGUUCUGCACAAUUCCAUUGAAGCCUCUCUGCGAUCUAACAACUUAAUCCCCAGGCCUGUCUUUUCUCAGUUAUAUCUGGAGGCUGAGCAACAACUGACUUCUAAUUUGGAAGCUUGCAGGAGACCAGAGAAUGAAGAGGAAGAAGAAGAGGAUGGAUCGGAGUCGAGCAGCCCUCUCAUUCCGUAUCAGAUGAAACCUCCCCCAGAAGGCUGCUGCACCACUGAUGGUUUUUGCCAAGCAGGAAAGGACUUGCGACUUGCUUCUGUAUCAAAUGCACAGAUUGAGGUGCCAAUGGGAUUCUUGCUCAUUGGUGCCAAGUCUCCUAAUCUUACUGAGCACCUUUUAGUUUGUGCGGUGGAUAAACGCUUUCUUCCAGAUGAUAAUGGCCGAAACGCUUUGCUGGGUUUCUCUGGUAACUGUGUUGGUUGUGGAGAAAAAGGAUUUCGUUAUUUCACUGAGUUUUCCAAUCACAUCAACCUGAAAUUAACCACCCAGCCCAAGAAACAGAAGCACUUAAAGUAUUAUCUGUUAAGGAAUGCACAGGGCUGCCUUGCAAAAGGGCCCUUAAUCUGUUGGAAAGGUACAGAGGGCAGAGCCCAGCAGUCAGCCUCCAGCUCGAGCUCCAGUGUUCCCUCACAGUCUCCUGAGAGCCCAGCCUCCUCCACCACCGCAGCAUCUGCAGAAACCACUUCUGGAACUAGCCAGAAUCCAUCAACUGCACUUCAGCCAACAGGUGUACCGACAGAUCAGCUGCUCCCCCGAACUUCAACGGAAGUUUGUGUAGCUCACAACAGUAGAGACCCAUCCAGACAUCAAAACACAAUGAAGACCAACAACUUGUCUGCUCAGAGUGUGUCAAGGCCUUCGGUGAUAGGCACUUUAGCUAAUUCAGGUCCUCCAAAGAAACGCCACAGAGGCUGGUCACCAGAUUCACCAUCUCCAGCAGAAGUAAUCUCUGUGCAGAGUAGCCUAUCUGCUCAAAGUUCAGGAAGCAAAGCUGAUGUUAUGGGACUAGCUUGUUUGACUCAAUCAUGCCAUUUAGGACCACUUCUUUCUCCGAUGGCUGUCUUUGAAGAACCUGUUGCUGUACCUGAAAAUUUGCUUAAAAUCUGCAGGACCAGACCUGUAAUUUUUAAAGGCCAUGGCAAUUUUCCCUACCUGUGUGGAAAUCUGAAUGACAUAGUUAUCAGUCCACUGCUACAGACCUGCUACAAAAACACUCAGUCUCUACCUAGAUUGUAUGAGCAGCAUAAUACAACCAUUGCCUCAUCGCUGUCUGUGGAAUUGCAGAUUUUAUUAACAGUCUACUACUUAGUUCAGCUAGCUCCAGACCAGGCCCCUUUGAUUGAGGACUUGGAACAUAUUUUGGUGAGAUGGUGGCAGGAAUCUAACCUUACUGAAACCAAGCAAUACCAGCAGAUUCUGCCUCAGUCAGUGCACUGUGUCCCUCCUCAGACUUUGGCUGUCUCCCCAACACAGCUUCCUUGGUUAGCCAAGUUAGCGGCUAGUUCCUGUAAAAAUGUGGUCAGGAUCCUUGAUUCAUUCAAUUCACUGGCCGAGGGUCUAGAAGAAACCUUCAAACUACUGAGCAAAUAUAAACUACAAGAAACCAAUUUUGUGGUGAUAAUCUGUGUCUCUAAGAGCCGAGGAACUGAGUCAUGUGUGGUGGUGACAGGAAAACACCAGGCCCGGUUUCUUGCAGAAAGUAUGCUGAGUCAAGCAGAGAACCUGAAGGAAAUCAGCUACGAGCUAGUCACUGGGAAAGUUGGGGCACUCGGAGCUUUCUUCAGCACCCUCUGUCCAGAAGGGGAUAUUGACAUUCUGUUUGAAAAGUGUUACCAGGAAAGAAAUGGCCAAAGCUCUUGUUCCAAUGGCUCAACCUAUAAAUUUGAUGAGACUACAGCUCAGAGACCCUUUGGCUGUGCAGUUGUGAAUAAGGAGGAGUCCCAAAUUCAUCCUAUCCAGCUUGCUGUGGCUCGGAAGUUGCUGUCCCACAUCUGUGCUAUUGCUGACUCGAGCACGCAAAAUCUGGACUUGGGCUCCUUUGAAAAAGUAGACUUCCUUAUCUUGGUGCCUCCAUCAGAAGUGACCUACCAACAGACUGUACUCCGCGUCAGGCAAUCAGGGAUCCUAGUGGAACUUGGAUUGGAAGCUGAAUCUGCUGUGAGUCAUUGCGCAGAGCGGUAUGUAAUGAAGCUCACAUCAGAGGCUCAGAGAAAGUUUGAUGCCUUUCGUCAAAGAGCUCUCCAGAAUCCCUAUACGCUGUUCAUACUGAUCCAUGACCACGCACAUUGGGAUCUCACCAGUGGGGAAGCCCUUCCACAAAGUGAAGCAUCUCUGGGCCUUGCUGACAGAAUCCUGAACUGUAAAGACAUGAAGGAAGCACUGAAUGUGUUAACACUCCAUGUUACGUCCUUCCCCUUCUCUCUUCAGACACAGCAGACUCACAUCAGUCCCUACAAUGAGAUCCACUGGCCUUUGCCCUGCAACAAUCGAGUGGACUUGUACCAUGAAAACAAUAAGUACUUUGGACUGUCGGAAUUUAUUGACUCAACUCGUUCAGGGCACAGCCUCCCACUGCUGAGAUUCGACAGUUCAUUUGAAGCAAUGGUUUCUGCGAUGGAAGAAAGGUUCCCCAAGUUGCACAGCGCUGUGAUCCGGACGUACAUUUUGAUCCAGCACUACACAGCAGCUAUGAUGACUACAGCAGGGCACUCGCAGAUGAAGAAUUACUCCUCCGUUGAAACUCUAGAGAUAAUUCAGAGCCUUGUUCAUUCUACAGGACAGUGCCCCAGUGGUCAUGGUCACAUGAUUUUGGUCAGGGUUCCUUCCAUCCCACUGGCUGCACUGGCCUAUGAGCGACUGUAUCAAGUCAGGCAGCGGCUGGGACUACAGCACAGGUUUGAAAUCAUCCUGGGGAACCCGAGCACACCAAUAAGUAUCGACAAGCACUUUCUAACACAGCUGAAGGAUUGGCAGAAGAUAGAGGACCCUGACUGGGCACCUCGUACAUACCUGGAUUUGGAAGAUCUGCCAUGUAUACUUAUUGUAACUGGCACUGAUCCUCAGGGAGAGUCCUUUCCCAGGUCUGUGAAGUACUGCGACUUGCGUUUAAUAAACUCGACCUGUUUGUUACGAGCAACCUUGGAACAAGAACUCGGUCUAGCAGCUUGUUAUGUGGCUCAGGAUGUCUCUGGGCAGACAGUCAUAGUGAAUGACUUCUCUGAGAGUGACCUGGACAAGCCAGGGAGCACUGAUAACGAUGAGGAUGAUAUAGCCAUUGAAGCGAUAUCAGACUCUGGAAAGAAGAAUAAUGUUAAGAGACAACGUUCGUAUUCAAACCACUCUGCCUCCUCCAGAUCCUCAAAAGCCUCAAGCUUAACAUGCGACAAUGAGCCUUCCCCAGCCUCAGGACAAGAGGAAUCUGCGAAGUAUCCAUUUAAGGCUGACUCUAGCAACGCAGAGGACAUUACUGCAACCCGAGAGAAACUAAAGCAAAGAGCAGAGGGUGCGCAGCAGAAAGCUACCUAUGAGCUCAGCAAUCCAGAGAAGCACAGGAUGGAUUUAGAUCAAACUGACAACAAUUGUGGCAAAAAAAGGAAAAACAGAAGCUCAAGAAGACCCUCAAAAAGCUUUUCUUCAUGUUCUUCCUUCACUCAAAGUCAGCUUCUAGCACAGACCUCAUCCCAGUGUCCACGAACAAAGGCAACGAGUCAGCCACCAACUAUGUUUGUUCCACAAUCUAUCUAUAACAUAGUUACAGCGGUCGAUCAUACUGGUUUGGCCAAAUCAACAUCAUUUCUUCCUCACCAUUCAGUUCUCUGGGCAAGCUCCUUUCAUCCUUCGUUGGCCAAAAUGAUGACUUGCACAGAGCAGUCUCUUUAUUACCGCCAAUGGACAUUACCUAAACCAAACCAUAUGGACUAUAGCAACAAGACAGAGAGUAGAACUGACCUCUUUCAUCCCCGCAGACUGUUACUGAAUGGUCCACCACAGGUGGGGAAGACGGGAGCAUAUCUACAGUUCCUUAGUAUUUUGUCAAGGAUGUUGAUUCGACUAAUGGAAGUGGACGUGUAUGAUGAAGAUGAAAUUAACUUGAAAGCCAAAGAAGAUUUUGCCCCACAGCAGAAAGAGAACUUAAUGUGGCCUGAUUUAGAGACAUUCAGUAAACUGCCUUUCGACUACGCUAUCCAUGACCCAACGUAUGAAGAUGCAAGUCCAGUUUACUCACAAGAUCUUGAAAGCAACAAAGGGAAGCAAAUCAAUAAGAAAGAAGAUGACGUCUAUCUGCAACGCCACACGACUCGCAUGAGGUUGUCCAAAUAUGCUGCCUACAACACGUACCACCAUUGCGAGCAGUGCCAUGAAUACAUGGGCUUCAACCCCAGAUACCAGCCGUAUGAGUCCACACUCCACGCCUUCACCUUUUCGUGCUCAAUGCUGGGUGAGGAGGUCCAGCUCCACUUCAUUAUCCCCAAAUCCAAAGAACAUCACUUUGUUUUCAGUCAGCCUGGAGGCCAGCUGGAGAGCAUGAGACUACCGUUAGUCACUGACAAGCAGAGUCAAGACUGCAUAAAGAGCCCGAUCUUUACACCUAGCACUGGACGGCAUGAGCAUGGUCUCUUCAAUCUGUAUCACGCUAUGGAUGGCGCUAACCAUCUACACAUCCUAGUCAUCAAGGAGUACGAGAUGACUGUGUACAAGAAAUACUGGCCCAACCACAUCAUGCUGAUCCUGCCCAGCAUCUUCAACAGUGCCGGAGUUGGUGCAGCUCACUUUCUGAUUAAAGAGCUGUCCUACCAUAAUCUGGAACUUGAACGUAAUCGACAGGAGGAGCUCGGAAUAAAACCACAAGAUGUUUGGUCGUUUAUUGUCAUUGCAGAUGACUCUUGUGUGAUGUGGAACAGCCUACAUGCUGAAGUCUCUGAGGAUUCCACCAGUGUAUCUGCUGUACAGACUGUCUCAGAGAGAAAUGUUUCUUUGAAGCAUGUACUCCAGGAUAUUGAGACCACCACUCAAAUCCCUCACUAUGCCUUGUGUGGAAUCAUGAAAUGGUCCAGUAAAGUGAGCACUCUAUACCUUAUGGAACCAUUCUCCCGCUGUCAUCUACAUGAUUUUUUGCUGCUAAAUGUGGACUUGACUCAAAAUGUGCAGUACAAUCAAAACAGAUUUAGCUGUGAUGAUGUGGAUUUCAAUCUUCGAGUUCACAGUGCUGGUCUUCUCAUCUGUCGAUUUAACCGCUUCAGUGUUAUGAAGAAACAAAUUUCCAUUGGAGGACACAGAACCUUUCUUAUCAAAUCAAAGAUACCUGAUGUACCAAUGUCUAUUUCCCCAUCUCAGUAUAUCUAUGCUCCAGACAGCAAACAUACCUUUUUAGCCGCACCUGCUCAGUUACUCCUCGAAAAGUAUCUGCAGCACACAAGUUAUCGUCUCUUUCCACUGUCUGUAAAGAACUACAGUCAUCCAGUGCUGUCUGUCGACUGUUAUCUCAACCUAGGACAAGAGAUUGCUGUUUGCUUUGUGAGUUCCCGUCCUCAUUCCUUAAACAUGAACUGCUCUGGCCUUGCUUUCAGUGGGCUUCUUUUAUAUCUAUGUGACUCUUUCGUCACAGCCAGUAUUUUGAAAAAGUUUCACUUUCUGAAAGGUGCCACCUUGUGUGUAAUCUGUCAAGACCGUAGUUCUCUCCGCCAGACGGUUGUAAGACUGGAGCUGGAAGACGAGUGGCAGUUCCGACUGAGGGAUGAGUUCCAGACAGCUAAUUCCCGGGAAGACAAGCCCCUCUUUUUUCUGACUGGACGACAUGUCUAAGGCAUGAAAAACAAAUUCCCUAGUUACGCACACAACAGACGGCAAAAUCGACCACUCCAGAAGUAAAAUGACUCUCCUGAGUCCUGAGCGUAUUUCAGUUCUUAAAACAGUGUUUUAGAAAAAAGUAACUGAGUGGAAUGAUACCCAAUUGUUCAAAUGUGAAGAGUAAUAAUAAUAAUGUUAAUAAUGCUUGCAUUUGA